Molecule: messenger RNA, 1078 nt
Organism: Hippocampus comes (tiger tail seahorse)
Lineage: Eukaryota; Metazoa; Chordata; Actinopteri; Syngnathiformes; Syngnathidae
Product: MARVEL domain-containing protein 3
Exons: 4
Coding region: 149-1033 (294 amino acids)
Cellular component (GO): membrane
Source: RefSeq, a predicted model, not a curated record
CCCCCCAACUCUUUCCUCGCCCGCCUUCUCUUUCAAGAGGGUGGGGCACCGCCACCUUCCUUUUUGGCUUACCUGGCUUGCUGCAUACGCGCCAUAAUGGCGAUAUAGUCGCAUUUCACUGCGCGGACACCGACUUCACAUUUCAGCAAUGAGCCAAGCACCCCGUUCAAACCGGGGCCACAGGGAGAGAAACGGGGAUCACCGGCAGCCCCGUGGACAACGCGAUGCCGACCGCUCAUCAGCUGACAGGUCGCCAUCCCGACAGCCGUACUACGACCGGGAUCUCGACCGCCAUCCCAAACAUGCGCGGGACCGGGACGUCGCGCGUGUCCAACGUAACGACUCCAAAUGCACACACAUGUGCUCCAGGAGAGGAAUCGUUCUGAUCUGUUCUGUGCUGACCAACGCCUUGGUGCUGAUCUGUGUGGUCGCCGCUCAGAUGGUGACAUCGGGCUUAUCUUCCAUGGGCGGGCUCGGCGGCUUCGACAUCAACUCCAACUUCAACCUGCAGGGCACGGAGCUGCAGAAGGUGCGCGAACUGGACAUGCAGUACAGCCAGAUGAGAGCGCCGGGCAUCUACGGCGGCAUCGCCUUCAGCCUGACAAUGGGCGUGGUCUCGCUGCUCUUUGUGGUCGCAGGCAACAAGCCCCCGCACCAUUUGUCUCGUAAACUUCUGUACGGGGCGCUGGUGUUUCAGGCCGUGGGAGCCGUCGCCUACGUGGCGGCCGUCGGUCUCUACCUGCACUUUGUGAUCGGGGUCAACGCCACGGACAUUUGCGCUCAGCGCGAGCGGCUGUACGCGCGCAACGGGUACACCUGGAUGAACUGCGAGGUCAGCGGGGCGGAUGCGGCCGUGGCUUUGUUUGGACUCAUCACCGCCAUCCUGUACACCGCCGGCGCCGUGCUCACCGUCCAAACCAUCCGCAGGGUGAAGCAGUACUUGCAGGAGCGUAAACGGCGCGAGCUGGAGCGAGAGCAAGCCAGAGCUCAUCCGCAGAGAGCCCCGCUCAGGGCUGAAACCACCUCUGUGUGACUGAGACCUUUUGGAUUUUGCGACAGACUCCUACUUCGGUCCAAU